This is a messenger RNA of Fukomys damarensis (Damara mole-rat), 2385 nucleotides long. It is a transcript of the gene Izumo4, whose product is annotated as IZUMO family member 4. The transcript is spliced from 9 exons. Gene Ontology annotation, cellular component: nucleus. Lineage: Eukaryota; Metazoa; Chordata; Mammalia; Rodentia; Bathyergidae. The coding region runs from base 255 to 944 and encodes 229 amino acids. The record is from RefSeq and is a predicted model, not a curated record.
GAAGGCGGAGCUAGCUCUCGUUGGCGCAUGCGUGAGGAGCUGUCGGGGAAGGGACCAAGAUAGGGGUGGAACCUUCUCUGUGAGUGGCAUCUCAUGGGCGAGACCUGAGGGCGGAACCAGUGUAGUCAGUUGCCGGUUGACACCGCGGCUGGGCCCGGAUUGUGGAGCAGGACAGGCGCGGCCCUGGAUCCGAGCGGACGCCAUUGGUUGCCCAUGAGGAUCUGGACCAGGUGGCCAGAACUGUGUACCGGAAGAUGGAUCGGUUGUACCAGGGGAAGAUGUACUUCCCGGGAUAUUUCCCCAGUGAGCUUCGAGUCAUAUUCCGCGAGCAGGUGCAUCUCAUCCAGAAUGCCAUCAUCAAAAGCCAAAUCAACUGUCAGCGUCACUGUGGCAUCUUUCAGUACAAGACCAUCUCCUGCCAUAACUGCUCUGACUCGCAUGUCGUCUGCUUUGGCUACAACUGCGAGUCCUCCGCAGAGUGGAAGAGUGCUGUGCAGGGCCUUCUCAUUUACAUAUCUAAUUGGAACAGAUCUAAUUGGAGGACAGGACACCAGCAUGAGGUAAGGCCUGGCACCCCAGAGGAGGGCAGGAGGGAGUGGGGGGAGAGGGUGCUGCGGGGUCCUCUGGGUCAGUGGGGACGGAUGAACAGGGGUGUUGGGCAGGGUGGGCACUGCGGCCAGGGCUCUCUGUGUACCUGGGACCACUGGCCACCUGUUCCACCACCUUACCCACGUAACACCACUUGGUCAUCUCAUGAACGAACUGCCCUCUUCUUCCUGCAUCUUCUUGCCUGGGACACGCAGAGCUACCCCAGCCUUCCUAUCACCAAGCAUCUUGUGUCUGGAGCCGCAGCACCUGGUCAACCUGACCUUGGAGAACACCUCGGAGUGUCUGACCCAGCACUGACAGGAGCUGCAGCCGAGACCAGGAACUCAGCUGGCUGAACUGGCCUGUCCCUCUGCCUUGGGUUCCCUCCAGCCCUCAGAGGGCCUGGGGCUGGGCUGGGGCAGGGGCAAGGGGCAAGUUUGUAUAUAGCAUCAGCCUUGGGCAGGGCCAUCAGGCCAUUUAUGACAAUUAAAAGUGCCUAACAUUUCUCAAGGAGGGUCAGUUCUUGUAACGUCAGGAGGAACAGUUCACAGGGAUAAAGAGCAGGUGGUGGGAUUUGGAGGCCUAAAGGUCCCCGCCUGAGCACAGGGGUGGAUCUGAGCCUCAGGCAGAGAUGAGGGAAUGGAGAGCCAGGGCUGACCGGAGAGGUACCAAGGGUCCCCAAUAUUUCACUCUGGUCCACUUUGGCAAACUUGGACAGGCUUAUGGGAAGUUUUUUUUUCUUCUUUUUGGGGUGUCGGGGAUGGAACCAGGGCCUUGUACAUGCUAGGCAAGGGCUUGCCACUGAACCACAUCCCCAGCCCUUUUCUGACAGGCUCUUCCUAAAUUGCCUAGGCCGGUCUUGAACUUGUGAUCAUCCUACCUCUGCCUCCAUAGCUAGGAUGACAGGCAAGUGCCACUGCACCUAGCAAGGAAUUCUUUUUGAUGACACAGAAUGAGGCUGUAGUUGGGUGAAGCCAGGUCAGCUUUCAGUGUGGUGUUCAGGUCACGUACGCUGGAGCCAGGCUAAAGAAGCAGGAAGCUUGGGCCUUGGGCAUCCUUUCUUGGAGGCACCAACACUGGGCAGCUUUGGCCCAGAUCUGUGUGGGGUGGCAGAGGACAUGCGCUCAAGGGCCCAGCGUAGGGCUCAGUCCUUUUUCAUGAUCCCCGACCUGGGCUGGAGGGUUCCCUUGCUGUCUUUAGCUGCUCAUCCUAGGGGUCUGCUGGCCCCGUGAGGGUUUUGAGGUUCUACCCAGUGCUUUUCUGCCCGAAUUCCUAGGAGGAACAGGCAAUCAUGUGGACCAGCACACAGGCUCCUGAGGUCUGCCCUGCCUGCCACACAGACUGGGAAGUCAGAGCCCCACUUGGCUGGGCACCCACACACAGAUGCCAGGAACCACUGGAUAAGCAGCACCCCAUUUGUGCUGCUACUGACUAGUGCCGUCCUCUAAGGGUCCUGGCAGCAUGGGGGUAAGGGCAACAGAGAGGUCCCCGGGUGUUUUCAGCCAGAAGGGUUUCCCAGGAGGGGUGCUGGCAUGGGGCGGGUAGCCAGGGUCAGGCAGGCCCAUGAUUCCCCGUGCCUCUCUCCUGCUGACCAAGUGAACUUUGUUCAACUGUCCCUGGUCUACUCGGGAUCAGUGAGGCCAGUCACUCUUCCAUGGCCUUUAGCAGCCUCUGCUCCCACUCACCUCACAGCUAGGAGCCAAGGGUUCUCCAGGGAAGGCAGAGCAGGCAACAGCGCCCUGUUCAUGGGCCAGAAGUCUGGACGCUGUGAAGGGGACCUCGGUCAUCUCCCAAGGG